UUGUUCUGGAGAAGCUGGUAGCGAACUCAGUGAGUGACUGGAUACUACUUCUUCCUCAACUCCCUGUACAACGAGACCGGGUUACAAUGCGUUGUGCACUUCGAUCAUGCUUAUGAAGUACGAGGUCUAUCAGGAGACUUGGAGCGCGACGAGAAUGCCCGUCUCCACUUCCACUCCCAAGAUCCUGAUCAGCAUUCGAGGAGAAGUGAUGCUGCUGACCGAGCUCCAACGAUUCCAUCGGACUGCUGAGAAGUUCUACGCUUUGAGCUUCCAGAUCUCGGGAUGGAGCAGCACCUUCGAGGAGGUCGUGCCGCAGAGGCUCGUCAAAAGAGUUCUGAAAACCGCGAGCUCCUGCCACGAAGGACUGCGUGAUGCGGAGAUGCAUUGCUUGGUUCAAGGGGACACUGUCUACUUCGUCGGAACGACGAUGGCAGCGAGGAGUCGGUGGCUUCGCUUGCAAAGACGCUCUACGUCCAUGAGAUUUUGGGUCCAUGGUGUGGACGGCGAGAACUGGGAUUCAGAGUGGUCGUGUGUCGGGUUCAAAACAGACAAUAUUGACUGGACAUGCAGCUCGAGAAUGAUGCGAUCAGACCUCUCUCGCCUCUCGGCCUUCAUCAUCGUUCCUUCGCUCACCAGCAUCCAUAGCUGCUGCUGCAGUCCGAUAUGAAUUGAAGUGGCCAUCUAUAUCCACCGAGUGGUUGGCCUUUUAGACUCAUGAAAUCUUAUUUAAUUCGGACCUUCGAAAGACGAAGUGUGCCAAAUAUUUAUGUCAGGAAUCUACAGCCUCAUCGAAUAUAUAAGCGUCGUUCCAUCCUUUUUAUUCGACAACUCAGCUCUCUCUCUAAAUACGUGACUCAAUCACUCACUAAAUCAUUU
Molecule: messenger RNA, 876 nt
Organism: Marchantia polymorpha subsp. ruderalis
Lineage: Eukaryota; Viridiplantae; Streptophyta; Marchantiopsida; Marchantiales; Marchantiaceae
Source: the annotation of a GenBank genome assembly